AUGGCUCGUUUGAGGAAACGGUCGUUCAGUCAGCGCUGGGCUCGUCGUCGUGACGCGGCUGGUGGGUUCAAGUGGCAGCAACUGUCUGAAGACGAUGUCAGCAAAUUGCACGACCUCAUUCACAAGACGUACGGGUGGCCUGCACGCAAUUUUCAGCUGGAAGGUAUCCGGGCACAGCUGGAAGGGGUAGACAUGAUGAUUCAGGCCCCAACCGGGUCGGGCAAGACGGCUGUAGUAGCUGGUGCACACCUUUGGCCACAGGACAGAGCGAAGGUGACGAUCAUGGUAUCGCCGUUAUUAUCCCUCGAAGACGAGAUGGUCAAGACAUUCAAAGAGCAAUUUGGGCUCGAUGCCAUUGCUGUCAGUAGUAAAAACGGUUCAUGCUCACCGCUUGUCGUGAAGCGCAUCCUCGCACUCAAAUACCAGGUCAUUCUCGCAUCGCCAGAGAUGCUUCAGUCACGUACCUUUGUGAAGAAAAUUCUCCGCAACUCCAAAUUUACGAGGCACGUUCUUUCCUUGGUUAUUGACGAAGCACACUGUGUCUCGCACUGGGGAGCAGACUUCCGCAAGAAGUAUGCAUCCCUGGGUGUUAUCCGCGCAUUCCUUCCACGCGGGACACCGGUCAUUGCUUUGACAGCCACCUUGACCGGACGUGUGCGCCGAGACAUUCACAGCAAACUCCACUUCCCCAAGGGUGGCAGCCGGUUUGUCAACAUCGGGAAUGACCGCCCGAACAUCGCUCUCGUCGUACGCGCCAAUCAGCAUGCUCUGAACUCGUUUGAAGACUUGGAUUUCGUCAUCCCACAGUCAGCCAGCUGUCCUCAGGACAUCCCGAAAACUUGGAUCUAUGUCGACAACAUCAAUACGGGGGCGGAAAUCAUUGACUUCCUCGCAGACCGACUCGAAAGACGCACUGCACAUCGACCAGAAGGUCCCCUGUCUGCAGACUUGAUCCGCCCAUUCAACGCGACUCUGUCUUCUGAGUACCGCACCGCUGCGAUGGCUGCAUUCCGGGAUGGUGACAUUCGCAUCCUUGUGUGCACAGAAGCCGCUGGAAUGGGAUGUGAUAUACCUGAUAUAGACAUCGUCGUCCAGUGGAAGCUCCCAUCGACAUUCUCCAACUUCAUCCAGCGUGCGGGGCGCGUUGCAAGAGGCCGAGGUCGAACAGGGCUGGCCGUGCUGAUUGUCGAACGGUCUGCAUAUUCAAUCGACUUGACGCCAUCCAAUGCGCCACCCGCUGGUCACGGACAGGCCAACACAGUGGCAGGACAGGACGGACUGGGGCGAGGCAAGGUCAAACCGGCAGUGAGGGGGAGGAAGAAGAAGAAUAUGAGCAGCGCACCGCAAGCAAAAGCUCCGAAGCAAUAUGCCGAAGCGCACAGCGUCAACCACGGAGGCAACACAUGCAAAGACGAUGUCCCGGCGGGCGAACAGCCUCGACUGGACACGGAGGCGCUUGAUGAGGGACUACUGGUUUUCGUGCAGAGCGUCCGCUGUCGCCGCCGUAUCUGGGCAGACGCAUUUGAGAGUCCCUUGUCAGCGCCUACAGGAUCCUCAAGUUGCUGUGACAUAUGUGAUCCAGCUCUGCUUGAUCGCACGCGCCCUGGUGCUGUUUUGCCGGCGAAGAAGAUUAAACGCGUUGCGCGUGGACACCCAGAUGUCGAAGCCCAGCUGAAACUGUGCGACUGGCGAGACAUGGUGUACGAACGCGAUCACCCGGGAAGCCUAUACGACUCGACGGCCAUCCUGGACGACAGCUCGAUUGAACGCCUCGUCACUGCGGGAAAUCUCCCCCACAACAUCCUCACCUCAAUUCUCAAGCCAUCAUGGGUCUGGUGGGACAAAUACGGAGAUGAGCUGAUCACUUACAUUGCCGCGCUCAACAUCAAAUUCAUACCCAAGCCCGGGAAGAAAACGACGAAGCAAACAAACGCACCGGCUAGCAUCGCUGCGUCUUCCAACCUAUCCAGCCAUCCUGCUCGCUUGGAGCCCAGUGGAACGGCUGCAUCAAAAUGA
This is a messenger RNA of Fomitopsis serialis, 2016 nucleotides long. Its product is annotated as P-loop containing nucleoside triphosphate hydrolase protein. Gene Ontology annotation, biological process: double-strand break repair via homologous recombination. Gene Ontology annotation, molecular function: ATP binding; nucleic acid binding; 3'-5' DNA helicase activity. Bases 1 to 2016 code for a protein of 671 amino acids. Lineage: Eukaryota; Fungi; Basidiomycota; Agaricomycetes; Polyporales; Fomitopsidaceae. The record is from RefSeq and is a predicted model, not a curated record. Gene Ontology annotation, cellular component: nucleus; chromosome; cytoplasm. The transcript is spliced from 5 exons.